AUGUGCCGUGGUCUGGAGACCGACGGUGAGGCUGUCGCUCCCACUGAGUUGCCUUCGCAACUCAAGACGACGGCUGAGCUGUCUGACAAGAACCCUGAGUCAGAAAAUGGAGUCUGUGGAAGUGAGUCUCCUGCUUUCACCUUCACGGCAGAGCCUGGCGAGCCAGAAGGCCUGAAUCUUCCGGCAGUAGAUGAACGAGCGGGCGGCCCAGAGGCAGAAGCCAUUCACCACCUUGCUUCAGCCCACGACCUGGAGCAGGGCCCCGGCGAGUUGCUUUUGAAACCAGAGGAGCUGGACCCCACAUCCGCUUUGCGAUCCCGCCAUCUGCGGUGCAUGGAGAUCUUGGUGGAGCAGCGUUACGCGACUGAAGUGCUUGAAGAGAAGCUUCAGGAAGAACGAGAGCGCAGGCAGACGGCGGAGGAACAGGUCAAGAACAUGCUGGACAUAAUCCAGUCUCUAUCACACGGCACAAGGGUGCCCGAGCUGGAAAGCAAACUUUCCAAGCAAACAGUUCGAUGUGCCUAUCUUGAAGACGAUAUACAGCAGCGUAAUCAGAAGCUCUCCUUGGCAGAGGAGGCCAUUGAUUCAUGGAAGGAACGCUAUCAGUCGUUAAUGAUGAAGCACAAGAAGCUGCAGGGUGAGUACGACAAGCGCUACAAAGAGCUUGAGGCUCUGCACCUGGAGCGCCUCGUGGAGUGCACCAAGAUCUUCGAGGCAAUCAAGCUAAAGCAGCAGAAGCAAAGGGAAGCCGAGGAGCGAUCCUCCGUUCAAACUGCAGCCAGUUCCGCCAGCUCACAAGAGGAGGAGGGUGCAUCCUUAUCCUCGGAAGCUGAAGAUGUCGAGGGCCAG
Messenger RNA from Symbiodinium pilosum, 849 nucleotides. The record is from the annotation of a GenBank genome assembly. Lineage: Eukaryota; Dinophyceae; Suessiales; Symbiodiniaceae.